UCGUGGUGCCAGUCGUGAGCCGGACACAGAGUGGGACGGGAUGCGUGAGUACUUACACAGGACUUACCGAUCCAGACGCCGACCCGAGCAGAAGAAGAGGAAGGUCAAGAAGGGGGAACUGAUCCUCGUCUCGGAACCCUUCGUCAGCAUCGUCAAUAAUGAGAAUCGCCUCAAGUACUGUGACUACUGCAUCACCUCGUCGAAAGACAAGGUCCUGCACCCCUGCCGCCUCUGCCGCGUCCCUUGGUACUGCAGCAACGAGUGUGAGCUCUUGGCGGCCGAUCUCCACGCCCACGAGUGCCCUCACCUGAAGCGAGUGUCACCUUCAGUGCCUCCCGAUUUCGUCAGGUUGAUUGCCCGGGUCAUCUUCAGGUUAAAGCUAAUAGUGAACCGCUUCUGCCUGCUGAGUCACGCGAUGGUGAGCGUCGGGUCAUCCUCUACCUCGCGGCCUCCAUCCUCGACCACGCCUGCCGCCCACCUGCAGCUUCUACUUCUCCCGGGAGGAAACGUGCACAUCCGCUCGCUGGUCGACGACGAGGAUUUCAGUUUCGAGAAAUGUCGCAUCAGCUACGUGGACCCCGUGUCAAGUGCCAUCAGCCGUCGGGAAGAACUGCACAAAAAGUGGUUCUUUUUGGUGUGGACUGCAACUUUGUGUGGCGAUGCUGAGAGGAAGGCCCUGGAGACGUCAAAUGAAAUGUGGCCGCUGCGAGACCUAUCGGAUAACACACCCACGGCACGGUUCACGGAUACCAACAACUCCGCGACGCCUUAUCAAAGUAGCCUGGAACCUGGCGAUACCUACCCGCUGCUCUUUCUUCGAGCACUCCACAGCCAGGAACAUCCGGGGACUCUGCGGCUCCGGAGUCGGAAUAUAACUACGGAGAACCGAAUUCCCGCUGCUUUAGAGGAAUGCCAGUCACCAGUCUACGUGCCCGAGAAGGAGGACCCGCGCUACCCAACGACACCCACAUGUACCCGCUGUGGAUUGGCUGUGGAUCCCGUGGUCAGGCGUCGGUACAACGAUCUCUUUAACUUCACCAAAAAGAAACUUCACGCCAUGGCCUCCGACGACCCUGACAUAGAGAUGUGCGUGGAGCUCCUGAAGCGGCAGGACGAGCUCUUCCACCCGAUGAACGCGUGGCGGAUCCGGACGAUGGACUACGCCUUCAACGCCGCCGUCUUCGGGGGCUGCUGGAGCCUCGUCUACGAGUUCGGCGCCAAGAACCUCGACGGGAUGAGGUAUUAUUACGGCUCAGAGCACCCUGUCUUCGCCCUCUUCCUCCUGAAGCUGGGGAAGGCGAAGAUCUACCUGAAGCUUUUCCGAGAAGGCCUGCAGCACCUGGAGGAAGCGGAGCCCGUGCUGAGGAGGGCCUACGGAAGCACGCACUACCUGAUCACGGAGGAGCUGAGUCCUCUGGGUCUCCUGGCGAACGAGGACAUCGAGAUCGCCCUCGAGAGACGUCUUCGGGCCUGGAAGAAGCGCGAGGAGGUCGAGGAAGCCAAGAAGUUGGAGAAGAAGCUGCAGGACUUCCUCGAAAUCGGCACGCGGUCGGGGACGCAGCGCUUUCGAGGGUCACUGUCCUAAACUUCUCUUUUCCUCUCCUUUUAGUCAUGUCGGAGGUUGUCUCAGCCUCCCGUUUAGUCUCAUAGUCUCGUUGUCGUAGUCGUUCCUCCAAUCACAUCGGAGUUCGUCGUUAUAGCACCCCCUUUAAGUCGUACCGGGGCUUGUUUUCACAAUAUCCGGCCCCAGCAGCUUAUCGAGGGUCUUUGUCAUAGUCCCCCCUUUAAAACACACCGAAGCUCCGUUUUCUCUCUUCGACAAGACGGAUAUUUUUAUACACACGCUCCCUAAGCAUCGCCGAAUCGGAUUAUGUAAUCGGGGAAGAAAAACGUCUUUCAAUCGUCUUAAGUAAAAAUCAGAAACAAAAUAUAAGCGGCACCGAACGUCAGCUGAUUUGAAUGGAGGGAUUAAAUGCAUACAUGAAAACACUGAUAGAAUUUACCUUUAGAUUUACCAGCUUCACUGACCAACAACAAUUAAUUACGGAUUCAUGUAGGUGAUAUUAGUUCUUUUCCAGAAAUGAUCUGCUGUGUGUCUCUUCUGCAUUUCUUUUUUCUUCUUUAAUUUGUUAUUUAUUCUUUCAUUCGAUAUGUUCCUGUAUCUGUUU
Molecule: messenger RNA, 2168 nt
Organism: Penaeus vannamei (Pacific white shrimp)
Lineage: Eukaryota; Metazoa; Arthropoda; Malacostraca; Decapoda; Penaeidae
Source: RefSeq, a predicted model, not a curated record